AUGACCAAGGUAUCGCACGAGCCGAUGGAGCUCCAGAGGAUGGGGACGAGGCUCGUCAUCUCCACGGCGGCCAUGAUCAUGUCCGGCGUGGUGGAGCAGCAGAGGCUGAUGCGUGCCACGGGAGGUGUCGGCGUCGACACAUCCAGCACUCUCAACAUCCUCCGGCUGAUCCCGCAGUACCUGCUGAUCAGAGCGUCCGAGAUGUUCAUGUACAUCACCAUGACAGAGUUCUUCAAUGACCAGCUCCUGGAAGGCCUGAGGAGCCUCGGCAGCGCCAUGAGCGUUGCCUCCAUGUCGGCUGGGACUGGGAGCUUUGCAAGCAGCCUUCUUGUUACUGUGGUGAUGACCAUCACCUGUAGAGGUGGCCGGCUUGGGUGGAUACCUCAGGAUCUCAACAAGGGUACAAGGGUCAUGUGGACUGGUUCUUCUACCUCAAUGCAGCGCUUAAUGCUGUGGAUUUCUUUGUCGUUUGUGGUGUUUGCCGAGAGGUAUAGGCCGGCUCCGGUGAUCAUACAUGGACUUGGCGUUCGUGCUGCUGGGGGUGAGUUGAAAAAAAAUGAAUAA
This is a messenger RNA of Sorghum bicolor (sorghum), 564 nucleotides long. Its product is annotated as protein NRT1/ PTR FAMILY 7.1. Lineage: Eukaryota; Viridiplantae; Streptophyta; Magnoliopsida; Poales; Poaceae. Gene Ontology annotation, cellular component: membrane. The coding region runs from base 1 to 564 and encodes 187 amino acids. Gene Ontology annotation, biological process: transmembrane transport. Gene Ontology annotation, molecular function: transmembrane transporter activity. The transcript has a single exon. The record is from RefSeq and is a predicted model, not a curated record.